This is a messenger RNA of Prorocentrum cordatum, 1330 nucleotides long. The record is from the annotation of a GenBank genome assembly. Lineage: Eukaryota; Dinophyceae; Prorocentrales; Prorocentraceae.
CCCCUGUAGGGGGACACGCCCGACAUGAGUCCUGUCGGGCGAGCCCGCGUCCGCCCGAGAGGCCAGGUCCUGUUGCGCGGGCCCGUGCCCGGCCCGCACUCCGCGGGUCCCCCCCCCAAGGCACCGCAGGCGAGCGGGUCUGGCAGGGGUCGUGCCUGCUCGGCCCGAGCAGUCCCCGCACCUGGCCUGGAGUGGCAGAACCUCGACGACACUGGCGACGCCUCUGUCCACUGCGAAGCUCACCCUGACAGCAACCGAACGAUAUGAACCACUGCAAUGCGGCACGAACCUGUGAAACUGAACACACGCAUCGGCCGACGAUCUGUAACUGGCCGAGGCCACGGCGCAAAGCCGACGCGGGGCACCGCUGCUCCACGCAAAGCGCCGUGGCUCCCUCGCCCAGGCCGUCGGCUGCCGACGAUGGCGGCGUGAUCGCCACGUCGAGGAUUUGCACGCACGAAAAUUGGGACUGCAAAAACGGGGGUGGUGUCCAACUGCAGCCGUUGCCUCAAAGCGACGUCGCCCGCAGUCGGGUGGGCCCGACGACGUUCGCGGCGAGACCAGCAACGACUCCUGCUCAAGAUGGGCAGGAAAUGGCAUUGGCCCUCGCACCCGUUAUCCCCGUCCCCGUUUCGGCCCUCCGGAGAGGAAGCCAGCAGCGCGCACGCGAGGCAUAUCCAUCGCGGGGAGGACAGCGGGAGACGCAGCCCUCCGCUUCGGCUCCUGGCUCCGGUCGGCCGGCAGGCGAGACAGGGGAACUGCGGUGCCCUCGGCGGCGGCAACACCGCACCCAGAGGCGCGGGAAGAACAAGAGAGCGCCAGCCUUCUCUGCCGAGGCACUCGCGCGGUAAAACCACCACGCCCCCGGGGGGGGAAAGGGGCCGCGGCCUCGGCCUCCAGCGGCCCUCUCACAGAGGGCCACCGGAGGCUGUGAAAAAAACGGCGCUACAUGAAGAGCUACUCCACUGGAGGAGGAGGAGGAGGAGGAGGAGGAGGAGGAGGAGGAGGAGGGGGAGGAGGGGGAGCUGUGCUCCCCACAGCCGAAAAACAGCCACGAGCUACCCCAUGGGGGGGGGGAGCGGGGAGGAAGCAUCGAGACCUACAGGGCUCCACGCCGCGAAGAACACAAAAGGCCUCGGGGGCAUGGGUCGGUACAAGCCUUCGCUGGCGACAGGCCCGCCCCCAGAGGCGCCACAAGAAGCGGUGGCGGCUCGGUCGCAACGGUCCUCGUCGGCGGCAAAUCCGCCCUCGGAGGCACCCCAUUCGGCCAUCGCGUUCUCCCAUCAAUCCCGUAGGUGUUUUUACCCGAGAGAAGCUGCAAGUCAAUCGA